UUCGGAGAACCCGCUUGUGGCGGUGGCAAUUAGGUCACUGUUAUUUUAUUGUCUAUGCUUUUCUAGAUUGUCUUUUAGUUUGAUGUGUUGGUAACUUUGUACUUCCUUGUCUGUAUUGUCUAUGACACAGCAAUACGCUGCCAUUUUGAUUUUUAACCGCAGUGCUUUUUGUUCGUGUGGAGCGUUUGCUCGUUGUGAAGAGUAAAUUGUGAUUUAGCCAAGUAGUUUUAUUUUUAAUCGAACUCUAUCAAAAUGAGCUGGCAAGAUUAUGUUGAUAAACAGUUAAUGGCCUCCAGAUGUGUUACAAAAGCUGCGAUUGCCGGUCACGAUGGCAAUGUCUGGGCCAAGUCGGAAGGUUUCGAAAUAUCAAAAGAUGAAGUAGCAAAAAUAGUAGCUGGUUUUGAAAAUGAAUCACUUCUAACGAGCGGUGGCGUAACGAUAGCGGGUUCGCGGUACAUCUACCUCAGUGGCACAGACCGCAUCGUACGUGCGAAACUUGGCAAAGUCGGAGUACACUGCAUGAAGACACAACAAGCCGUCGUAAUCGCUUUGUAUCAAGAACCCAUCCAACCCCAGCAAGCUGCGUCUGUAGUCGAGAAGUUAGGAGACUAUUUAAUUAACUGUGGUUAUUAGAGAUCCAAGCGCGCCGUGAUCUAAGAAUACUAUAAGAUAAUAUUUUUUCCACAGGGAAAUAAGUAACUGCAUUUUGUAUAUUCUAUAAAGUGAUAAGGACCGGUCAUUUGUUUUGAUAUUUGAUGAACUAUGGCGUCAUCAGUGUCUGAUGCGUUUAGUAUCUGUUUGCAGAAGCUAUUACUUUGCGGAUUCUGGACUCUUUUUAUACGCUCACCGCUUCUACAGAGUAAUUGAUUCUGUGAACUAUUUGAAAAUUAUAUUUUAAAAUUGCUUAUUGACCAGUAAAGCUUUGCAAGCAGGUCUCAAAGCAUGAUGUAUAGAGAUUUUUAGGUUUUCUUUUCAAGCAUCCCAAUACUUGCUGAAUAACUAAUCAACCUGCGCGAAUAAACCGUUGUCGAGUCCUAACUACAGCAAAUCGUCAACAACGGCAAGAUGAUUUGUCCGUGUACGUGUACAUGCGUGAUGAUGAUGAUGCCUGACAAGAAAUUAUAAUAACCGCGUAAUGAAAUUACUGUAACAAUAUUAUUACAACAUUAUACAUAUAUAUUAUCUAAUUACAAAUAAGCAUUUGUGUAAGGGCUUGUUACGAAUGAAAGACACUGUAACCCAAGUAUUUAAUUGAAAAUCUCUAGUCCCACUGGAACCAUCGUGUGAUUAAUAUAAUAUUCAAUACACUGUGUGGCAAUGGCGCGUGUAGGGCUCGGCGGCCUCGGCGUCAGCCGUGGGCAUGGCCACGGCCCAGACACAUCCACCGUUGCGUAUUAUGCUAUGCUUUUUCUUUUAAAUCGUGCCGCAUUUAUAAUAUCUUGUAGUAAAUAAACAUUUGCAUUCUAUUAUUUGUAACUCUUAGCUGCAGAAACUAUAAGCGCUCAAUUUUACUCUGUAUCCUCAAACAAGGCUUGCAGUAAACGAAGGGUGCAUAUUGUUUAUAUUUGAUAUUACUACUAUAGCUUUGUACAUUGUUUCUGAUAAGCGAUGGGAACUGUGUCUAUCUAAUAAUAAAAUGAUUUGUAUUAUA
Messenger RNA from Plodia interpunctella (Indianmeal moth), 1651 nucleotides. It is a transcript of the gene chic, whose product is annotated as chickadee. Gene Ontology annotation, cellular component: cell cortex. Gene Ontology annotation, molecular function: actin monomer binding. Bases 253 to 633 code for a protein of 126 amino acids. The record is from RefSeq and is a predicted model, not a curated record. NCBI's taxonomy places the organism in Eukaryota, Metazoa, Arthropoda, Insecta, Lepidoptera, Pyralidae. The transcript has 4 exons.